GGUACUGGAGUGUGGGGACCUGACUGUCAUUAAUGGUGCCUGCAAUCCAUAUGCUGUUGUCACUCUGUCGUAUGGCAAGACAAGGGCAAAGGAAGUCAAGAAGACUGCAGUCAGGAAGAAAACUAUCUGUCCUCAGUUUGAUGAAACUUUUUCCUUCUAUAUUGAUAGUAAAGGCCAGAAUCAGGAGAGGAACCUGUAUGCAUUUGAAGAUUUUAUGGCUGGCGAGUUGAGUGUUUCUUUAUUUCAUGAUGACUCCAAAGUGUCACGUGAAGUCCUAGGAAAUAUAUUCAAAGGUGCUUUUCUCGGUGAAGUUAAGAUCCCAAUACAUGACUUGGAUAUUUCUCGACCUCACAAGGCAUG
Molecule: messenger RNA, 360 nt
Organism: Candidula unifasciata
Lineage: Eukaryota; Metazoa; Mollusca; Gastropoda; Stylommatophora; Geomitridae
Source: the annotation of a GenBank genome assembly